ACAUAUGUGUUUUUCAUCCACAGUAAUUGCACCAAAUGAAAAAAAAAAAAUUAUCGCCAAAAAGCGAAAUAGUUCAAAAGUGGAUGCAGAUGGCGUAUCGCAAACGUGGCGCCGCUCUCAGGUUCCCUCAGGUACUUUCAGCUGUUGUAGAUUCUUGAAAAGAAAUAUUACUUCGUGUAAAAAAAAGAGGGAAAUAGGAUUAAUGCAAGCCAAUUCAGCUAUAAAGACAGGCCUCUUAUCUGAUGGAUCAACGACACUGUGAUGAUUAACAUCGACGAUAAAUCUUCUCAAAGAGGAUCAAUAAAUUUGUUAUGGAGGAGAGUCUCGAGGAGAGUCUGGUGGGCGAGGUGGAGGACGAUGUUGGCGGUGAGCUGACGGCGCAGGACGCGCUGCAGGCGAUUGAGAACGCCUGGAUGAACGAGAAAUUCGCGCCGGAAAUUCUGCCGCAUCAGUCGAACCUCGUAGAUUGCAUGCUGCAGCAAAUCGCGCACAUGGAGAGGAACGUUAAGAGGUUAGAUCGGAGCGAUCUGCGUGCGCUGGUGCACCGUAUGGAGGUUGAUCGCAUCAGGUAUGUGAUCUCGAGUUACCUGCGCACACGCCUGGAGAAAAUUGAGCGCUACACUUUGCAUAUCUUGUCGGAAGAAGCGAAUCGCGGUGAAGAUGAGUGCUACUUGACGCCGGGCGAGCUGCGCUUCGCCAAGGAGUUUCUCACCAGCAUGGAGACGCUUUUCAAGACGGUGGCGUUGCAGCAUAUGCCGCCAAAUUUCCAGCGUUUCGAGGUGAAUAAAUUCACUGUUAAGCCGAACAUGCAAGCGCAUGUGUUUCUGCGCGCAAAUCAGCCGGUUACCGGUGUCGUUCUACCUGGUGUGCUCAACGAAGAGAUAGACUUCGAGGCUGGUUCGCAGCACAUCAUUCAGUAUAGCGCGGUCGCACACUUGGUCAAGUCUGGUGUAGUGCAGUUGAUUUGAUCGGAAAGAAUGGGGUGAAAAGUA
Dinoponera quadriceps is the source of this 992-nucleotide messenger RNA. RefSeq names its product DNA replication complex GINS protein SLD5 (gene Sld5). The transcript has 2 exons. Gene Ontology annotation, biological process: double-strand break repair via break-induced replication; DNA-templated DNA replication. The record is from RefSeq and is a predicted model, not a curated record. Gene Ontology annotation, cellular component: GINS complex. Bases 312 to 968 code for a protein of 218 amino acids. NCBI's taxonomy places the organism in Eukaryota, Metazoa, Arthropoda, Insecta, Hymenoptera, Formicidae.